AUGGCUGUCGCUCUUCCCAGGCGAUUCUAUUCGCUGCUCUGGGUCGCAAUCCUCCUUGCCGUCGUCGUUUUCUUCAUCUUCCUCCGCGAAGACACUUGGUCAUCUAUUCCUCGACCUCCCAGCGGCUGGAAGAUCCCUUUCACCACCGACGAUGGCGUGCUCUCUUCCUGGAUGGGCAGCAGCAAGAAGAAGGGUAAGGACCCCAACGAGCCUCUGCGCAUUGUGCUUGUAGAGUCCUCCGGCACCCACGACGAGGUCGCCGCUGCUCUCAUGCACGCCUUUGGCAACCAGAAGGGCUCCCAACUCGACAUCUACUUCGCCAACCAGCGCUUCAACAUGCAGGAGAUCAUGUCCAACUUCAGCCUCGCCGCCAAUGUCACCAUCAACAAGUGGGACAAGUUCGCCAGCGCCGUCACCGAGAACCCUCCUCACAUUCUCGUAUCCACGACCUGCGAGUUUGAUCUCGACCGUGGCGCCGAGCCCAUUGUUAACCUCCUCAAGAAAGCAAACACCCAUCUGUUCUGCACCAUCCACCACGCCGAUCGCUGGGCCACCGGCAAGUAUGUCCAGGCUGUCCGAAGCUUUGCAGAGCACGAGCGCGUCGAUUUCGUUGGUCUGAGCCAGCACACUGUCGACUUCUUCCUCAACGACACCAUCCCCAAGUGGCACACGGCCGCCAACCUCACCACCCGAGUCAUCCCCCCGGUCUUUCCUGUUCAGAUGACCGACCCUGAUCUUCAGCCUGGCAUUUCUCUGUCUCUGCAGGGCGAUUACUCUUCUGGUCGACGUGACUACAACGGUAUCUUCAACCACCUUGGCAGUGUCAUCCGCAAGGCCGGCGAAGAGUCUGAGGGUCAUAAGUCUCAGAAUGUCAGCCUGCACGUUAUCGGACACGGUACUCCUCCCCCGGUUCCCGAUCAUGUCAAGGACCACGUCUACUUCGACCAGGGCCUCUCAUACCCCGACUUCUACACGCUGAUGUCAAAGUCCUUCUCCGUCCUUCCCGCGUUUGCUUCGGACACCUACUUUGACCGCAAGGCUUCUUCCACCAUCCCUGCCUCUCUGAUCGCCGGUGCCCCUAUCGUUGCGACAGAAGAGCUCCUCAAGGCCUACUCCUACCUGCCCAGGGAAGCCGCCUGGGUCGCCCGACCCGGUGAGGGUGAGAUGGACGUUAUCGAGCGAGUUAUCGAUGACCGAGAGGGUUUCCUCAAGCGAAGACAAGCUGUGAGAGAUCUGGCCGCGUCUCUGCUGGAACAGAACCAGGCCAACACCAAGGCCUGGAUCGAGGAGGCCUUCGAAAAGUAUAACGCCAAAUAA
This is a messenger RNA of Fusarium sp. VM40, 1317 nucleotides long. The record is from the annotation of a GenBank genome assembly. Lineage: Eukaryota; Fungi; Ascomycota; Sordariomycetes; Hypocreales; Nectriaceae.